UGCCCGCCGCCUACCGAGAAAGUCGUGUUUGCGGAGCAACGCUGCGCCUUGGGGAAAGAUACCAGCGCACCAGAGAUUUAUAUUAACCCUUGGCGCCCGCGUUGUGCUAAUUACCGUUAUUUGCUUACCCUUUUUUUUUGGCUGUUUCAAAAUACACUGUGAGUGCCUAGCUGUAUUGAAAAUUAAAAAGUGAUAGGAGUCUCGAGAGAGGAGAACCUCUCGAGUCUCGAGAGCGAGAAAACGUGCGACAAGGAGGAGGUAGCGAUCGGCGUAAAGAGAAGAGGAUAGGAGUAAGGAGAGGAUUUGAUUUACCUGCCCUUCGAAAUUGCAGCCAACAGUUGACAGCGGCAGAAUGCAACUCUAAGGAAAAUAUCUGACUGGAAAGAGACAGGAAUAAAACAGAAGAGACGGAAGGAUCACCGAGUGACAACGAAUACAAAAGACUUUGACCUAAAGUGAUGGCUGGUACCAGACUGAUUUUGGUUCUCCUUCUGGCCAGCAGUGUCAGCCAUAUCCACGCCAACGAUGGCGGUGCUUCCUCGGCAUCCGCACCUGCCACCUUGGGCAUUUUCUUCGAGCGAGCGCCCGAAUCCGCGGUGGCUCCCAAGGGGGACGAGGUGGUCUUCGAGUGCGAACUGAAUCUCAAGCCGGAUCGCCUGGAGUGGCGUUUCCGGCGCAGUGGCUCCCCCGAGCCGUACAGAUACCUGAGGUCCUCGGCCGGUUACAAUGUGACCAGUGGCAGUGAUGACCGUGCCUGGCGCCUGCGGAUCUAUGUGAGUGCCCAAACGGCGGGCGACUACCAAUGCGUGGCUUGGUACGGACCCGGGGCACUGGCCUCCACGCCCGCCCGCUUGGCCUUGGUCUCGAUAGAAUUGGACGGAGGAGGAACCACGGGAGCCAUGGCACCCAGGGGUUCCAUUCGCUGGAGCGUGGCGCCCAAGAACUGCCUGCUCAUCCGCUGUGGCAGCGUCAUCUCCAAUCCGCCGGCCAUUUGGAGCUUCUACAGGAACGGCAAGAAGCUGCCCCAAUCGGAACUGCUUCCCGGGGCAGCUGGCGCUCUGGUUUUGGACACGGUGACCGCCAAAGAUGCGGGCAACUAUUCGUGUGUGGCCACCAAUUCCAUAACGGGCGAUGAGCUGAGGCUACCCCAGACCAUCGAGCUGAGGGUGGACUACACCGAUAGAACGCCGCCGUACUUCCUGCAGCGACCGCCCACGGAGUACUCCGCUCGUCCGGGGGAGACCGUGGUGCUCGAGUGUCCUGGCGUGGGCUCCCCGAGGCCCGGGGUCAUCUGGAGCAGUCCCAAUGUGGCGGGUAUCUACAACAACAGGAGCAAAAUCCUGCCCUACGGCUUGCAGAUCACCGAUCUAAGGCCCGAGGACCAGGGAUCCUACAUCUGCAUGCUGGACAAUGGGAUCGCACCACCCAUCGAUCACACCGUCAAGUUGAGUGUCCUGCAACGGCCAACGAUCCUCAAGGGUCCUGCGGCCACGCUGACGAACGAGAGCAACUCCCUGCUGCUGGUCUGCUCCGCCACGGGGAAUCCCCUGCCGGACAUUUACUGGCUGAUAAACGGGGAGGAUGCCACCAAGGAUCCGGAGGCCCAGGUGGACAACCGGAGUCUGCGGCUGUGGCACGUUCAAAAGCGGCAUGCCGGCGUGGUCCAGUGCUUCGCGAAGAACAUUUUGGGCGAGACCAGCGAGGGCAACAUGCUGCGCGUGAAUCCGCUGCAGAUCACUGGCGAGGACGAGGAACCCCUCGGCGGAGUUCCCAUGCGGCCAGUGCAUGAGCCGAACGGUGGAAUGGGCUCCUCGUCGACUCCAUCCGGUGGCUCCAAAAACAAGGGCGGCCGCAGGAAGUACAAAGCCAGCAUGGUGCCCCCAUCGCGACCCAAUGUCACCCGAUUGUCGGACGAAUCCGUAAUGCUCCGGUGGAGUGUGCCCCAAAACUCUGGACUGCAGAUCACAUUCUUCAAGGUGCAAUAUCGUCGUUUGGGCGACGGGAAAAAUCGGCGGGAAAACUGGCAGACGACCAGCGAUAAUAUUCCGUACGGCAAUAGCUACGGAUUCGGAUCCGGAUCCGGAUCCGCCGGAUCGGGAAAUAACCACUGGCGGCAGCGGAACAGGGAUCGGGAGUACGAGAUGGGCAAUCCGCCCAAGAACUUCACUUCGUCCGUUACGGGACUGACUGCCGGGAAAUACUACCGCUUCCGGAUCGUGGCGGUUUACUCGAACAAUGACAACAAGGAGGGCAACACUUCCCUCAAGUUCUUUCUGCAAAAUGGAACGGCCAAGUCAAAUUUGCCCGUCCCCGAACUUCGCGAAGUGGAGGCCAUCUCCGAAUCCGCCGUCAUACUGCACUGGUCCUUGGUUGCCUCGGGUCACCACGACGAGGCCAUAGAUGGCUAUUACGCCUACUACAGGCCAGUGGAUUCGGCGGCGGAAUACCUUAAGGCCACGGUGGAUGGUGAGCGGAGUAGGAGCUUCAAAAUAGACCUCCUUCGUCCGGGCACACACUACGAAUUCAAAUUGCAAUCCUUUAACUCCGAUGCAGCCUCUGAAUUCAGUGCCAUUCGACAGGCAAGGACGAAAAAAACCACUGAUCAGGCCGCUUCAUCUUCAUCGACUCCAGAGCCCGCCAAUAACACAGCGGAUCAGCGGCAGAACUCCAUAUAUCCGGUGAUCGCUGGAGCUGCCGGUGGAGGUCUACUGCUCCUCAUCGCCUCCUUGGUGGCUUGCAUGUGUCUGAAAAGGCGGGAAAACACCCAACCAGAGGACGAGAACAAACCGCAAUUGGAGCACAUCCAAGCGGACUUUGUGACCUCCGCCGUUUUGGGAGUGGGUGGACACCACAAAAGUGGCGAUGUGAGGCGUCUCAACGGAGUGAUUCCCCGGAUGAAUAUCACGCCCAAUCCGCUGGCCCAGGAAACGGCAUCCGAUAAGAAUCGCAACGUGAUGGAGCUGCGUUUCCUGCCGCCGCUGGCGAACGGAAACGGAAACGGAAAUGGAAAUGGAAAUGUCAAUGGCAAUGGCAACUGCAUUGCCAGGGAUCUGGCCACGGAGCAGCAACCGGAAGCGGUGGAGCAGCAGGCCGAUGCGGAGGACGAGGGAGAGGAUGACCAGGACCAGUGCCUGCCGGCGGUCGCCUCGUCCUCCUGCGAAACUCUAGAGGCCUGCGACGAGGCCGUCAAGCUGAACCUCCACCCGAAACUCGACCACGAGCCGCAGGAUCCGCACAAUCCUGUCCUGGAGGCGCCCAGCAAACCGCUGCCACCGCUGCCCAAGAAACCAGCAUCCACGGCUGGCCAAAAUAACUCCGGCCUGCAUCAGAAUGGCCUGCAUCAUGCGCAGCCGUAUCAUCCUCCUGGCACGCCCACGUUGAUGCACAAACGCCUGGACUACCACCAACAGCAACACCAACAGCAACACCAACAUCAGCAACAGCAGCCACCGCCAGUGCCGCCACAUUCCGCCUACUACCAGCAGGCACCCACCCACAACCACCACCAGGCGUCGCCCAUGAUGAGUCCGCGGGGUCACCACCUGGAGGAUGGGGCGGGAACGCCCACGCCCACCAGGAUUCCAUCGCUGAGACGCCAGCGACGCACUUCGGGCGGCCAGGUGCACAAUAGCCACAGCAAUCUCAAUCUGAACUUGAAUUUGAGCCACCACCACAACAACAACAACAACAACAAUAACAACCUGCCGCCGCACCACCAGCAUCUGCACCACCAUCCAGGGCAUCCCAAUCAUCCUGUUCAUCCUGUGCAUCCUGUGCAUCCAGGUCAUCCUGGUCAUCCUGGUCAUCCCAAUGGACUGGUGGGCAUACCCAUUGUGCCAGGAAGUCCGCGAGUCCAGCGAUCGCCGAUGCCCAGCAGGGCGAUGAUCAAGAGGACGCGACUGGGCAGCCACACGAACAACAUUUCCUCCGGCAGUCUGAACAGUAUUGAGGUGUGAUGGCUGGAGGAGCAGGAUCACAAGGAUCACGAGGAUCAGAAGGAGCACUAGUUCCCCGAAAACUGAAAACUAGGCUUAGGGAGCCCAGAAUUGAAGUGUAUUAUUAUCGGUUAUUCAUAGAACAGGUCGGCAGAGCAGUUAAAAACACUCGGAUAAAAGAUUUUACUAAGUUUUCCAUAAAUCAAAACCCUUUAACUUCAAUCGUAAAAGUAAAGCCUCAAAUUAGAUAAGUGAUUUGUUCUAAAAAUUGAUUAUUUUUCAUAUAUUGAAUUAGUUUUGCGCUAGAACCAAAAAUUGUAUUGAAUUUGUAGAGAAAUUUAAGCUAAUGAAGUUUCCAGUUAGGGUAUUUCAAAUUUCACUUAAUUUAUAGGAACAUUUUCAAUUAACGGAAAGACUAAUGAUUGGAACAAAAUUAUUUAAAGCUUAGUCGUACAACGCUAAUGCUGAUGUUUUGGCUUAAAAAUAGUAUUUAACAAGAGGAACCUACUAUUGAAUUUUUUGGUAUAAGAGGCGGAAACAGGGCUGAUAAAUAUUAAUGUUAUACUCUUUUCUUGUUGCUGCCGGCCAGAUAGUCAGUAGAAUUAUUAUUUGUAUUAUUUUUUUUACACUUUGAUUUAAUUCAAUAGCAUAUUAUUGUGUGUGCAUCCCCCUGGGGGCCAAAUUGCAUUUCGACUAAGCCCUGUAGCAUAGUGUUAUUUAUUUAUUACAGUGUAAGCGUCAACGACUCGAAUUGAUUAGUUCAAUUAGGAUAGGCACUCUAACUAGCAAGCUAAUUAACUUGUAAGGCAAACCAACUAUCUAGCAUUAAGGUAGUGUGACUAAUUUCACCCGACAUUGUAUCGUAUGCGCACAGUCCACACAAAACCCAAAAAGCAUCCUAAUCUACUUUAAGUUCAUAUACAGCUGAGUUUUAAACGUACAUAUGCGAAUUUUGGAUUAAAAAAGAUAUAUUUAAAAAUGUUUA
Molecule: messenger RNA, 4920 nt
Organism: Drosophila gunungcola (fruit fly)
Lineage: Eukaryota; Metazoa; Arthropoda; Insecta; Diptera; Drosophilidae
Gene: boi
Product: interference hedgehog
Exons: 10
Coding region: 459-3956 (1165 amino acids)
Biological process (GO): axon guidance; cell-cell adhesion
Cellular component (GO): axon; plasma membrane
Molecular function (GO): protein binding
Source: RefSeq, a predicted model, not a curated record